Molecule: messenger RNA, 1863 nt
Organism: Silurus meridionalis
Lineage: Eukaryota; Metazoa; Chordata; Actinopteri; Siluriformes; Siluridae
Gene: sh3glb1b
Product: SH3-domain GRB2-like endophilin B1b
Exons: 12
Coding region: 285-1478 (397 amino acids)
Biological process (GO): membrane organization
Cellular component (GO): cytoplasm; membrane
Molecular function (GO): protein binding
Source: RefSeq, a predicted model, not a curated record
AAGGGGCGGGGCGUACGUGUUCUUUUCCCGAUCAGAGCGAUUCCUGCUUUAUUUGGAUUAGUCAGUUAGCAUUAGUUCUGGAGUCUGUGGAAGAUUUACUCUGUGACAUGGACACGAACAACAUCGGAGUGGUUCGGAUGAACUCGGAUUAACUCGAAUCUGUGCUUCAACACACAACUUACAGUUCACAUUAAUAUUAAUAAUCAUUCAGGGAGUGGUAGCGCGUCGCGCGCUGAUAUAAACACGCUAACAGGCUAACUAUCUGCACUGAGAUACUAAAGAACAUGGAGUUCAGUGUGAGGAGACUGGCGGCGGACGCUGGAACUUUCCUCAGCCGUGCUGUUCAGUUUACGGAGGAGAAACUGGGCCAGGCGGAGAAAACCGAGUUAGACGCUCACCUGGAGAACCUUCUGCUCAAAUCCGAGUCAACAAAACACUGGACAGAGAGAAUCCUGAAGCAGACGGAGGUGUUACUGCAGCCCAAUCCCAACAUGAGGAUGGAGGAGUUUCUGUACGAGAAGCUGGACAGGAAAAUCCCGACACGUGUCAACAACCACGAGCUGCUGGGGGAGUGCAUGAUUGACGCAGGCCACGAGCUCGGGCCCGGAACUGCAUACGGUAGUGCUCUGAUUAAAUGUGGAGAGGUGGAGAAGCAGCUUGGCAGCUCUGAGCGAGAGUUCCUCCAGAGCUCAGCCAUCAACUUCCUUACACCCUUCAGGAACUUCAUCGAUGGAGAUUAUAAAACCAUCUUGAAGGAGCGUAAGCUGCUGCAGGUGAAACGCCUUGACUUGGAUGCGGCAAAAACACGAUUAAAGAAAGCUCGAGUAGCGGAUGCUCGCUCUGUGGGGUUUAGCUCCGCCCCCUCGUCAGGAGAGGAGUACGUGUUUUCUUACAUGAUCUCCUUCUUGCAUGUCAAAUGGCUGAAGUUCUGGGCUCAGGCCAUCCAGCAGGCAGAGAUGGAGCUGAGGAUUGCUCAGAGUGAGUUUGAUCGGCAGGCAGAGAUCACCAGGUUACUGCUGGAGGGAAUCAGCAGCACUCAUGCUCAUCACCUGAGGUGUCUGAAUGAUUUUGUCGACGCUCAGGCUGUGUAUUAUGCUCAGUGUUAUCAGUACAUGGUCAGUCUACAAAAACAGCUUGGCAGUUUUCCUACAACUUUUUCCUCCAAUAAUAAUCAGUCUGCUGUCUCAUCCGCUGGAAUUUCUGCCCCCGCAACCUUGACUACAACCUUGACCCCGACUCCCGCUGUGACCCCGGGUCAGAGUUCACCGAGCCUAAACGAGCUGCGUAAUUCUUGCGGCCCAAGGCAAGCGCGCGUGCUCUAUGACUACGACGCUGCAUGCAGCAGCGAGCUCUCCCUACUGGCUGAUGAGGUGAUCACAGUGAGCAGCAAGCCGGGGAUGGAUUCUGAUUGGCUGAUGGGGGAGAGAGGACAUCAGAAAGGCAAAGUUCCAAUCACCUACCUGGAGCUUCUCAACUGAGAUAGAACACACACACACUCACACACACACACACACACACACACACCCAGCCUGUUUGUCAUUUUCAGUAUUUGUGCCUUUUUAACUCUUAGGGUUACUCUCUUAAUGUGCCAUUUAAGUUAAUUUUAUACUCCGUGUGUGUGUGUGUGUGUGUGUGUGUGUGUGUGUGACUGAUCCCCAGGGUUGUGACCUGUUUUAAUGCUUUAUAUCUGUACCAGGUGUUUAUGCCAAAUGUAAUAUUACUGUGUGUGUUGGUGUGAGAGGACAUUAUUAUUAUGAUUGUAAAACACACCCUUGGUCAUAACAAUAUUAAAGUAAUUAGAACAGAACGAACACUGCAGAUUUGUGUUUAAACUGUGAAUAUAAAGAAAAUCCUUACAACACA